AACAGUCUCACCUUGACUUUAUGAAGCCAAAGGUGAACUAAGUAUAGAUCAGCAACAUUACUCAGUGCCAAAAGCCUGGGAUAGGCUAGGUGACCUGUUGAAAAGCCUGUUAGAUGUCCUGCAAAGGUAAUUGAAUAUUCCCCGAACACGGCCUUAAUUUAAACCAGACGCACAACUGCAGCGAGUGCGCGGGGGUGGGGAUAAAAGAAAAACGGUGCUCGGGUUUCUCUAAUGUGGUCCGCUGUGACGGAUGAAAUAACAUUCCGGAUAGACUGUCUGGGGCUCCAGGGAUCUUCGAGGCAAGGGGCCUCAUCAUGAGUGGUCGCUUGUAAUGGCGCUCGGUGGAUGUAAUCUUCAUCGCGGAGUGAAACGCGUCCUCGACACCCGGAUGUUGCGAAGAUGCGCUCGCGGAGCUCAAGGCAUCAGCAUCAGCACCAGCAUCAGCAUCAUCCACACUAGUCAAAACAUGAGAGAUGAGAUGGUUUAAUGCAGCCACGCGAACUGGAAUAUAGCAAAUAAUAAAGACAUUUUCAAUGUGGAGGAGGGGAUGGACGAGCCAGAGGAACCGACUGAAGGGGCAAACUAUGCCAGUGGCACCAGAGCCCCCGUCUCUAGUGAUGCUCCUCCUGUCUGGUUGGAAGCACCGUCGAUCACCAGCCAUCAUUCGCCGGCCCAGUCCGCCGCGCUCUCCUGGCAGGCUGCGAUUAAUGCCGCCAGACAGUCUCAGGGCACCCCCAAAACCAUGAACUUCUCUGCUGCUGCAAGCACUGCUCCAGCCGGCUCGCUCGCCCAGAGGAAACGUCAGCAAUAUGCCAAAAGCAAGAAACAGGGAAGCACCACUAAUAGCAGACCUCCAAGAGCACUUUUCUGCCUGACUCUCAAUAAUCCUGUGCGCAGAGCAUGCAUUAACCUAGUGGAGUGGAAACCUUUUGAUAUCUUUAUACUGCUGUCAAUAUUUGCCAACUGUGUGGCCUUAGCUGUUUACAUCCCCUUUCCUGAAGACGAUUCCAACUCAACUAAUCAUGAUUUGGAAACGGUAGAAUAUGCCUUCCUGAUAAUUUUCACGAUUGAAACCUUCCUCAAGAUCAUAGCUUAUGGACUUGUGAUGCACCAAAACUCCUAUGUGAGAAACGGCUGGAAUAUGUUGGAUUUUGUCAUCGUCAUAGUAGGUCUCUUCAGUGUCGUGCUGGAGCUGGUAACCAAAGAUCGAGAUGUCAGCGGGCAGUCAGGUGGCAAGCCGGGCGGGUUCGAUGUCAAGGCUUUACGAGCAUUUAGAGUUCUGCGGCCCCUCCGCCUGGUGUCAGGAGUGCCAAGCUUACAGGUAGUGCUGAACUCCAUCAUUAAAGCCAUGGUUCCUCUGCUGCACAUUGCUCUGCUUGUACUCUUCGUCAUCAUCAUCUAUGCCAUCAUCGGGCUGGAGCUGUUCAUCGGGAAGAUGCAUGCAACCUGCUAUCUGAACGGCACGCGUGCAUUAGCAGAGGAGGACCCAGCUCCCUGUUCUCUUACUGGUCAUGGGAGACACUGCCCUCUCAAUGGCACUAUGUGUAGGGAUGGUUGGCAUGGACCCAACAAUGGCAUCACAAACUUUGACAACUUCCUGUUUGCCAUGCUGACUGUCUUCCAGUGUAUCACCAUGGAGGGCUGGACUGACGUGCUGUACUGGAUGAAUGAUGCUAUGGGCUCUGAGUUGCCUUGGGUCUAUUUUGUCAGUCUGGUCAUUUUCGGCUCCUUCUUUGUCCUCAAUCUAGUAUUGGGCGUUCUAAGUGGAGAGUUCUCUAAGGAGCGCGAGAAGGCCAAGGCUCGUGGAGAUUUCCAGAAACUGCGUGAGAAGCAGCAGCUUGAGGAGGAUCUGAAGGGAUAUCUAGAUUGGAUCACACAAGCUGAGGACAUCGACCCUGAUAAUGAUGAGGAGGGAGAUCAAGAGGCCAAACGCAGCCGGGUGACGCUGGGCGAUCUCACCCACAGGAAGAACACGGGAAACUCGGGCUGGUUCAGUCAGUCCACUGAGACUCAUGGUAAAUUUAGUUCAGUUUGUGUGUUUGAGUGUGACAGACACUUCAUAUGUGCAGCAACAUAUUCCGUUAAAACAACAUUGCAUUCAAUAUAUAUUUGUGUGGCUAAUAAGGUGUUGUUAGCCCUGUUCACAUGCGAGAUGCUGAUAAAAAUGUACAGUCUGGGGCUGCAGGCAUACUUUGUGUCGCUUUUCAACCGCUUCGACUGCUUCGUAGUUUGCGGAGGCAUUGUGGAGACGAUCCUCGUGGAGCUUGAGAUCAUGUCUCCUCUCGGCAUCUCAGUAUUUCGCUGCGUCCGGCUCCUCAGAAUCUUUAAAGUCACACGUCACUGGGCGUCUCUGAGUAACCUGGUGGCAUCUCUUUUGAACUCCAUGAAGUCCAUUGCGUCCCUACUGCUGUUGCUCUUCCUCUUCAUCAUCAUCUUCAGUUUGCUUGGCAUGCAGCUCUUCGGAGGGAAGUUUAACUUUGACGAGACUGUUACCAAACGAAGCACUUGACAACUUUCCUCAAGCCCUGCUGACUGUCUUUCAGGUAUCCUGACGGGUGAGGAUUGGAAUACAGUGAUGUAUGAUGGGAUCAUGGCGUAUGGGGGCCCCUCCUCCUCAGGCAUGCUCGUGUGCAUCUACUUCAUCAUCCUCUUCAUCUGUGGAAACUACAUCUUACUGAACGUCUUCUUGGCCAUUGCUGUGGAUAACCUGGCAGAUGCUGAAAGUCUGAACUCAGCCCAGAAAGAGGAAGAGAAGAGGAACAAGAGGAAGAAAAGCAGGAGUAUGAGCAUACACAAGAGAGAUGGUGACGAUGGAGACGUCAAGGCAUCUGGUGAUCAGGAGGGUGAUCAGGAUCAGACAGAGGACAUGAUUGACUCCUCAGAGGAGGAUGAGAAAGAUGAGCCCGAGGUACCAUCAGGCCCGCGGCCGCUGAGGCUGUCAGAGCUGAGCCUCAGAGAAAAGAUGCCCCCCAUCCCAGAGGGCAGCGCCUUCUUCAUCCUUAGCAACACCAACCCGAUCCGUGUGGCAUGCCAUCGGCUCAUCAAUCAUCAGAUCUUCACCAAUCUCAUCCUCAUCUUCAUCAUGCUGAGCUCCGUCUCGCUGGCAGCCGAGGACCCCAUCCGUAACUUCUCUGCCCGAAACAUUGUUCUUGGUUAUUUUGACUAUGCCUUCACUGCUAUAUUUACAGUGGAGAUCUUGUUGAAGAUGACUGCGUUUGGUGCUUUCCUUCACAAAGGAGCUUUCUGCAGAAAUUACUUUAAUUUGCUGGAUCUGCUGGUGGUUGGAGUCUCCCUCGUUUCCUUCGGCAUACAAUCGUCGGCCAUUUCAGUGGUGAAGAUCUUAAGGAUUCUGCGUGUGCUUCGACCUCUGAGAGCCAUCAACAGAGCCAAAGGACUCAAACAUGUGGUUCAGUGUGUGUUUGUGGCCAUUAGGACGAUUGGGAACAUCAUGAUUGUCACCACACUUCUUCAGUUCAUGUUUGCCUGUAUUGGUGUACAGCUGUUUAAGGGGAAGUUCUACCGCUGUUCUGAUGAUGCAAAGACAAGUCCAGAGGACUGCAGAGGGACGUAUAUCGUGUACAGUAUUGGUGAGACGGCACUGCCACAAAUGCGUGAGAGGAUCUGGUACAACAGUGACUUUAACUUUGAUAAUGUGCUGAUGGCUAUGAUGGCCCUCUUCACCGUCUCAACGUUUGAGGGCUUGCCAGCCCUGCUGUACAAGGCCAUCGACUCAAACAAGGAAAACAUGGGUCCCAUCUACAACUACCGCGUGGAGAUCUCCAUCUUCUUCAUCAUCUACAUCAUCAUCAUUGCCUUCUUCAUGAUGAACAUUUUUGUGGGUUUUGUCAUUGUCACGUUUCAGGAGCAGGGCGAGAAAGAGUACAAGAACUGUGAGCUGGACAAGAACCAGCGCCAGUGUGUGGAGUACGCUCUGAAAGCCCGUCCGCUGAGGAGAUACAUCCCUAAAAACCCGUACCAGUAUAAGUUCUGGUAUGUGGUGAACUCCACGGGCUUUGAGUAUGUCAUGUUUGUGCUCAUCGUCCUCAACACACUGUGUCUGGCCGUUCAGCAUCAAGGCCAGUCACGUCUUUUCAAUUAUGGGAUGGACAUUUUGAACAUGGUGUUCACGGGUGUCUUUGCAGUCGAAAUGAUUCUCAAACUGGUUGCCUUCAAACCAAAGCACUAUUUUGCCGAUGCAUGGAACACGUUUGAUGCCUUAAUUGUUGUUGGUAGCAUCGUUGACAUUGCGAUCACGGAGAUCAAUAACACGGAAGGCAGUGCAAGAAUUUCCAUCACAUUCUUUCGUCUGUUUCGUGUCAUGCGCUUAGUGAAGUUGCUGAGCAGAGGAGAGGGCAUUCGCACGCUCCUGUGGACUUUCAUCAAAUCAUUUCAGGCUCUUCCGUAUGUGGCUCUGCUUAUUGCCAUGUUGUUCUUCAUCUAUGCUGUCAUUGGAAUGCAGGUGUUUGGGAAGAUCGCCAUGGUGGAUGGAACCAGUAUUAAUCGUAACAAUAAUUUCCAGACCUUUCCACAAGCUGUGCUCCUGCUGUUCAGAUGUGCAACGGGUGAGGCAUGGCAGCUAAUCAUGUUGGCGUGUUUGCCUGGCAAACAGUGUGACUCUGAGUCCGACUAUAACCCUGGAGAGGAGAAAAGCUGUGGCAGCAACUUCGCUAUCCUCUACUUCAUCAGCUUCUACAUGCUCUGUGCUUUUUUGAUCAUUAAUCUGUUUGUCGCUGUCAUCAUGGACAACUUUGACUACCUGACGCGUGAUUGGUCAAUUCUUGGACCACAUCAUUUAGAUGAAUUUAAGAGGAUCUGGUCGGAAUAUGAUCCUGAGGCCAAGGGCCGUAUAAAACACUUAGAUGUGGUGACAUUACUGCGCAGGAUUCAACCGCCGCUGGGCUUUGGCAAGCUGUGUCCACAUAGAGUGGCUUGCAAGAGGUUGGUUGCCAUGAACAUGCCACUAAAUAGUGACGGUACAGUCAUGUUCAAUGCCACCCUGUUCGCUCUGGUCAGAACUGCUCUGAAAAUCAAGACUGAAGGGAAUCUGGAUCAAGCCAAUGAGGAGUUACGAGCCGUCAUCAAGAAGAUCUGGAAGAGAACUAGCAUGAAACUCCUGGACCAAGUAGUGCCACCUGCUGGAGGUCAAACACACACACACACACACACACUGGAUUCCAUGUUUUAUGGGGAUGAAGGUCUAGUAGACGUCAACCUCCACGAGGAGGAAGAGAUAUACGAAAACCUCAGGAGUGAUGGAGAACCUCAGCUCAGGACUCACUCCAGAAGGCCGAGCACCAGUGCUGUCGAAUAUCCCAUCAUCCAUGUGGAAAACUCCACCCUUGGUGACAUCAGUGAUGAUGACAGGAACUCUGGGGAGUAUUAUAGCGGAGACGAGUUUAAUGAGGAUGAUGUCAUGCUGGCUACAGACAGGUCAUACUUUCAGGACACUUUGAGUGAUGGUGCUCCAGCUGGACAGCAGGAUACGUGUGAAUGCGUCUGUGAUGAUGGUGAGCAGCUCAUAUCCCAGCAGCCCCAGAGGUCCUCAAAACGACUCCUGAUGUCCACAGCUCAAUCCUCUCACAAACCCGCUUUCCAUUUUGAGUGUCUGCGCAAACAGAACAGCCAAGAUGAGAUUCCCCUGCAUCCAACAGGCCUACCGCAGCAUCAGGUGAAGACGCCGACUGGACAAGAAUCGAGUAGAACACGACUCUCUCCGACUCGCUCCAUCCGCUCCUGGGUCACGCCUCCGGCCACGCCUCCACCCUACACCCCUCUGAUUCAGACCACGCCCAGCGCUAGCAGCACUCCGGGAUUGGUUCACAGGGGCUUCUGGAAUUCCCAGCAGGCCUCUGAUUGGUCGACACGUUCUCCCUCACCCUCGCUCCUGAAGGUUCCCCCCCGACUAAGCGGACAUCACCUGCAGCAGCGGAGCAGCGCUCAAAGCCUGGUGGAAGCCGUGAUGAUAUCUGGUGGAUUGGGCAAAUAUGCCAAGGAUCCAAAGUUUGUGACGGCGACAAAACACGAGAUUGCAGAUGCUUGCGACAUGACAAUUGAUGAGAUGGAAAGUGCUGCUAGCAAUUUACUGAACGUGACGCUAGGCCACGGGCCGGAGGCAGACGAGGCGGGCCUGUGUCAGAACAAUCUGCGUGACUACAGCGAUGAGGAGACGGACACGAGCAAUAAACGCGAGGAGGAUCUCGCAGACGAAAUGAUCUACGUCUCAGUAUUAUAGUAACGAAUUCAAAAUGCCCCAACGAAACUAAAUAAUGUAGAAAAUGAAUGAAUGAGGUAAUUGUGCCUUUAAAUGGGAGUGUCAUGGAGCGAUCUGCUGGCUUACAUGAACCAAUAGAUUUGGACCUUUUCAUUUAGUUAGCAAACCUUUUGAUAUCUUGGGAAAUUUCCAGCAAGAUCCAAAUGUGAUGGCAUUGCCAAAAGUGUUUUCCUCUGGACCUUUUAAGAUCCCUAACCAACCUAAAAGCCAAAGUCCACUUGGUCAAAGGUACCAAACAGCAUUUCUUCAGACCCAUUCAAGACACUUUCACCAUUUGAGUCAAGAGUUUUAUUCACAUACAAGGCUAUUACAAUGGUAAAAACUUCACAAUGAUAACUCCUAGUUGGGUAACUGAACUACGUGGAUUUUAAGUCUUUCAAAUUAAAUGUCGCACAAAUGUGCAAGACAUGAUUGAAUGUCUUUUUCCUGUUUUUCCACAUUCAAAGUGUCUUGGUUGGUGACAUUUGCCAUCUUUGACUUCAAAUCUGCUGCAUCACAUCUUUGUGUGGCAUACAGAAACGCAAAUUUAAAUUAUGCACGAAUUACCGGUAUAUGGACUAUGGAGCUCUGAACUUCAUUUGUGUUUCAUAGAGAAAAAAAGGCUUGAAACAACAAGGUGAGUGAAUAAUUUUUGGAUGAAUGUAAGAUAACAUAAAUGGAAAGGCGAAUCAUCCAUACUCCUGUUCUCACAUGAUGAAAUAAUGCAAGAUGCCAGUCUUGGUGGUGGAAGAAGAGUACAUUUAUAUUAUUUCCCUACACCGGUCUGAGUAAAUAUGGCUGUAAUAUGCACAAACUAAGGCAUUUAAAUAAUCACUAAUUACACUGCAGGUCAAUAUAAUAUGAAACCAUUCAUGUUCACAUAUUAAUGCAUCACAGAUUCAUAAUUUUAAGUGGACAUGUCAUUGACUUCAGGUACUCAAACAGAUCUUGCAAAGGGCUUUACACAGCAGCACCGUCCAAAAGCUGUUUCUGCUUCCUUUAUUGGGAGCAAAUCUCACUGCUGUCUGACUCUCUGAACUCUCAGAGACACUGCGAUGGAAACAGCAGCUUCUUUCUCUAGUAGUAGUUGUUACUAAACAUAUCAAAACAAUGAACGCUCGAGUCAUAGUCGACCUGAGUGUGUGUUACUGUUAGUGUGAGCAUAUCUGCCUCGAUACUGAUUAAACCGCUUUGGUCCUCCUGUUCCUUCAGCUGGUCACACAGUAACUUGUUUUUAUUUCUUAUUUAUUUUCUCUCUCAUUGGUUCUGUAAUUGAUAAUGAGGUCUACAUCUCACACAACGGAUGACGUUUGGGCUUAUAUAAAAUAAUAAAUAUUCACCCAAACAUGCUGUCAUCAUUUACUAACCCGAAUGUUCGGUCCAAACCUGUAUGGAUACUCAAGUGUUCGUGAUUCAAAAAGGAGAAGUGGUAUAAAAGUAUUAUGAAAAUAGUCCAUACAGGUUGUGUGCUAUAUUGUUGUGGCUCAACAGCGUUGAACGAGGAACAGUCCAACAUCAGCAGGCUAUUUGAUGGGAUCGUAACAUCGGCCCUAGCCGCUCCAGCUGUGUUCAUGAAUGUUCGAUGUUAAGUUUGUGAACAAAUCAUUCUUUUGAGUCAGAUCAUUUCAAUUCAUUGACCCGGCUGAACUACUUUUAUAAUCUUUUUUUUAUUAAGCUUCAAGGCAGAUGUAACAUCAUACAGGUUCAGAGAGUAAAUGAUGACAGAAUGUUGAUUUUUGAGUCUGUAAAGAAUAACGGAUAAUUUAGCACAUGCUGUGUCUAAACUACUGUAUGUUUGUCUUUGUGAUGUUAAACUGUUUGAUGUAAACCACCAACCUUUCCUUUCUAAAUUUAGCCCUUAGAAUAACUCUCAACUGCCUUUAAGAUACUAGACAUUAAAGAGGAUCUAUUUUUAACAAAAUGUCUGAUUACAAAGGCUUUAAAGUCAUGCAUGUUGAAUGAAUGGAUAAAUUAU
Messenger RNA from Sinocyclocheilus grahami, 8225 nucleotides. Its product is annotated as voltage-dependent L-type calcium channel subunit alpha-1D-like. Gene Ontology annotation, biological process: calcium ion import across plasma membrane. Gene Ontology annotation, cellular component: membrane; voltage-gated calcium channel complex. Lineage: Eukaryota; Metazoa; Chordata; Actinopteri; Cypriniformes; Cyprinidae. Gene Ontology annotation, molecular function: high voltage-gated calcium channel activity. The record is from RefSeq and is a predicted model, not a curated record.